Candidula unifasciata is the source of this 756-nucleotide messenger RNA. The record is from the annotation of a GenBank genome assembly. Lineage: Eukaryota; Metazoa; Mollusca; Gastropoda; Stylommatophora; Geomitridae.
AUGGCGGCCGCGGGAAUAGCAUCCUUGGUGUUGCUUCUGUCUGCAUCUGCAAUUGUGCUCUCCAUUAAAGAUGGACAGAUCGUGUCCCAGUGUGACUAUCCUGGCAUCGUGGCUGUGGUCAUUCCGGACAACGGCGCAAUCAUCUGUAAUGGGGUCAGAUCUAAGGGCAUUCUCUACGUCCCAGAGCUGUGUGGGGCAGCCAUCGGAGACAUACUGACCAAAUUUCCACUGGUGCUGGUGUAUGGCGAUGGAACCAAGAACUUGACCAUACCAGUGAAUUCAACAGGGACAUUCGCUGACGGCAUAUUUCAAAUGCCAAUCACAGAGCCCAUGGAUCCGGACUGCAAUUCAGAAGCCACGUUGUUUGACAGCAGUAUGGACAUCAGCAACAACAGUUGUGAACUAGCUGGCUAUGGAGCAGAGCAACUCGCUGGAAAAAUCUAUGACGGCACUCUCAAGGCAGCACCGCUGACCAAAAGCACCAGUGUCCAGUGCUGCAAGGUGAUCUUCAACUCGUUGACCAAGUCACAGCAAGGGGUGAUUCUCAACAAGCAGGCGCCACUCAACUGUGUGGCUUCUUCGGGGGCUGGUUGUGGGCUGGGCGACCUGGGAGCUCCCGUCUACUGCAGGAACAGCGCCGGGGAGCCGGUGGUGGUCGGUCUGGCUGCUUCUUUUCCGUGUGAGAACGAGGGAACAUUUGUCAUAUACGACCUCACAAAAAGCGAUUCAGGCUUCAAAUUUGGGAUCAGCGCCUAA